UUAGUAUUGAUAGCAUGGUCCAUAAACAUGGACUUGACUUUUAUGGAUACAUUAAACUAAUAAAUUUUAUUAGACUUAAGAAUCCUACAGUUGAGUAUAUGAAUUCCAUAUACAACCCAGUGCCUUGGGAGAAAGAAGAGUAUUUGAAGCCAGUAUUAGAAGAUGACCUUUUACUUCAAUUUGAUGUAGAAGAUCUUUAUGAACCGGUGUUAGUCCCAUUCUUAUACCCCAAUGGACUCAGUGAAAAUACAUCUGUCGUUGAAAAAUUGAAACAUAUGGAAGCCAGGGCACUGUCUGCUGAAGCUGCUUUAGCUAGAGCACGUGAGGAUCUUCAAAGAAUGAAACAGUUUGCUCAGGAUUUUGUGAUGAACGCAGAUGUCAGAACCAGCUCGUCAUCUACUACUGCCAUUGCAGACCUCCAGGAGGAUGAGGAUGGUGUUUAUUUCAGCUCAUACGGGCAUUAUGGGAUACAUGAAGAAAUGCUAAAGGACAAAGUACGAACAGAAAGCUACAGAGACUUUGUAUACCAAAAUCCACAUAUCUUCAAAGACAAGGUAGUUUUGGAUGUUGGGUGUGGAACUGGAAUUCUCUCUCUGUUUGCUGCUAAAGCUGGAGCAAAGAAGGUUCUUGGAGUUGAUCAAUCUGAAAUACUUUACCAGGCAAUGGAUAUCAUAAGACUAAAUAAACUUGAAGAUACUAUUAUACUAAUUAAAGGAAAGAUUGAAGAAGUUCAUCUUCCUGUAGAAAAAGUGGAUGUUAUUAUAUCUGAGUGGAUGGGCUAUUUUCUUCUUUUUGAGUCUAUGUUAGAUUCUGUCCUUUAUGCAAAGAACAAAUACUUGGCAAAAGGAGGAUCGAUCUACCCUGACAUUUGCACUAUCAGCCUUGUAGCCGUGAGUGAUGUGAACAAACACGCUGAUAGAAUUGCAUUUUGGGAUAAUGUCUAUGGCUUCAACAUGUCCUGCAUGAAGAAAGCAGUUAUUCCAGAAGCUGUUGUGGAAGUGUUAGAUCCAAAGACUCUUAUUUCAGACCCUUGUGGUAUUAAGCAUAUAGAUUGCCAUACAACAUCUAUCUCAGACUUGGAGUUUUCUUCAGAUUUUACACUGAAAAUCACAAAGACAUCCAUAUGCACGGCAAUUGCUGGCUACUUUGAUAUAUAUUUUGAGAAGAAUUGCCACAACAGGGUCGUGUUCUCUACGGGCCCCCAGAGUACCAAAACACACUGGAAACAAACAGUAUUUCUACUGGAAAAUCCAUUUUCAGUUAAAGCAGGUGAAGCCUUGAAAGGAAAGAUCACAGUUCACAAGAAUAAGAAAGAUCCACGUUCUCUCAUUGUCACCCUCACAUUGAAUAAUUCAACUCAAACUUAUGGUCUCCAGUGAAAAAGCUAUAAAAACACAACUAACUGGAAGUUUUUAAAAUGGUGGUGGGCCAGCAGGAAGGAGUAGAUUUCAUGUGAGCAUAGGGUUGAUGGAUCCUUCACUACUGAAUCUCCUCAAAAAGAGAGAAUCAUUGGCUUAGGAAGGGAACCAACUGAUCUCAGUGGUUCAUCUACAUAGUCAUAUUCUUAGAAGUCUGCUCAGCCAGAUUUAACCACAUAUAACCCUGACAUUGAAUUUAGCUAUAUUGAAAAUUACUUAAAUUGGCCUGGAUUUGGAACAGAGAUAAACUUUUGUUGUUUUUAAUAAGUUUCUUACUGUAAAUUUUAAACAGUGGUGAUUGAUUAGUUAUUGAGAUAAUGUUUAUUAAACUAGUAGCAUUAGGUGGUACACAUUUUAUUGUAGAUUCUCACUCUGAGGAGUAGUUUUUAAUUCUGUUAUUUGCUAGAAUAUCAGAAUAUAAUCAAUUAAAGAGGAAGUGUAGGGGACUAAAAUAUGGAAAAGAGCUUCAGCCUUCUUAGACAAAUCAUAUUUGAAGACAAAUUAACUGAUUGUCCUAUCUAGCAUACCAGUAGUUGUCAUUUUGUAGUUUCUUCCCUCUUUGUGAAUAUUCUUUAUCCAUAUAGAUUUCUAGUAUUGCCCAGGAAAUCUAAUUUCAAUACAUUUAUUCUAGGUUUCCUAAAAGUUUUUAAAGAUUGAGAUAAAUAUGUACUUACUUACUAAUAUAUUACCUUUUCCAAACUAAAUUUAUGUGCAAAGGUUGAACAUCUAACUGUGAAGAUACUUAUGUCACUAUAAAAUUGUGUUUUUACAAUUAUUGAUUCAAUUUGAAAGGCAGAAUGAAAAACGUUCAAUAAAAUGUAUAAAACCAUUAUUUGCAUUAUAAAAUGAUAUUUCAACAUAUUAAGGCCUUUUGUAAAAUCAGAAACAUUUAAAACA
Molecule: messenger RNA, 2315 nt
Organism: Galeopterus variegatus (Sunda flying lemur)
Lineage: Eukaryota; Metazoa; Chordata; Mammalia; Dermoptera; Cynocephalidae
Gene: PRMT3
Product: protein arginine methyltransferase 3
Exons: 14
Coding region: 15-1379 (454 amino acids)
Biological process (GO): peptidyl-arginine methylation
Cellular component (GO): nucleus
Molecular function (GO): protein-arginine N-methyltransferase activity
Source: RefSeq, a predicted model, not a curated record